AUGCUCUUCUUGUCUCUAGCUCUUGUCACAGCGCUUGCGCCAGCCGUUCUUGGAUGCCCACAGCACUCCAACAACAAACGAUCACAUCUGCAAGGACGCCAGACCAAUCCCACACAGAACCCCAAUGCCAACACCACACAGAACAUCUGGACAUACGAGGCUUCUUUCAACUGGGGCAAGCUGAGCCCCGAUUACCGUCUUUGCCAAACUGGUACACAGCAAUCGCCCAUUGCACUCUCCCUUGGCAAUGGACUAUCACUGAAUCACGUUCCGAGAUUCAAUUAUACCGGUGCAGUGGCUGGCAAUUUCUUUAACUGGGGCUAUGGUCCCGCUUUUACACUCGCACACAACGGAGACUGGACAUCACACCCAAGUUUUUCUUACGAUAACGAGACGCUCUACCUGAAGGGGUGGCACAUCCACGCGCCGGCCGAUCAUUCAGUUGGAGGCGAUCGUAGUAAGGCUGAGAUGCACUUCGUCCACGUUGAUUCCCAGGGCCACGAGGCCGCUGUUCUUGCAUUCCGGCUAGACCCUGGCAAUUUCAACAGCACCUUCUUUGAUCAGCUGCCCCCAAUGAUCGGUUUCGAUGACAUGGGCACUCAGGAGCCUGUUGAGCUGGAUCUGACGCUUGCUAUGGAGUCAGUGCAGUAUUUCAACGAGUUUUGGACUUAUCAGGGUAGCUUGACCAGCCCGCCUUGUCACGAGGGAAUUAGGUGGUUUGUCGCUAGGCAGAUCAUGUUCACCGGUGUCGAGCAGAUGCAGGCGAUUCUAGGCGCGAGCACUUACUCUGCAAGAGCCGAGCAGGAAGUUUGGCAACAUCGCAUUAACGAAUAG
Messenger RNA from Ascochyta rabiei, 834 nucleotides. RefSeq names its product Carbonic anhydrase. NCBI's taxonomy places the organism in Eukaryota, Fungi, Ascomycota, Dothideomycetes, Pleosporales, Didymellaceae. The coding region runs from base 1 to 834 and encodes 277 amino acids. The record is from RefSeq and is a predicted model, not a curated record. The transcript is spliced from 2 exons. Gene Ontology annotation, molecular function: carbonate dehydratase activity; zinc ion binding.